AAAUGGAGAAAAAGGAUACAUGCAACAUCAGACUAUGAGUUAGAGUCGUAUUCCAAACAAGUAAAGAGGUGCGUUGAAAUAGCUUUAAGUUGCUUGGAGGCUGAUCGAAGCAACAGGCCAAGUAUAGGGGAUAUUAUCCGUAAGCUGAAUGAGACAGAGGCUAUGCAUCAAAUUGACAGUGGAUUUACAUAUGACAAAGGGUUGUCAUUUUCAUCUAUAAACCAGAGCCCUCGGUUGAAGAUGACAACGAGCGCCAAGUGCAGGGUGCUCACAUCGAGAUCACUACGGAUUGCCAACAAUCAGCCCCAGUACUGGAAAUGGAUUCCUGCUCCAGAUUCGACUUCCAGGUUUGCCGAAUGUGCGGAGCUCCUGAGUGUGUACUUUCUCGCCGUCAUCGGAGAGAUCCCGCCGAGGGACCUCUCCGCCGGCACAAGCUAUGCAGUUUACCUCGUGUACAAGCUGGCGAGAACCACCUAUGGCCUGAGGGGCUCCGUGCAGACAUCGUCACUCAGGCUCCACGGCGAGAGGAUCGUCCCCGGCAGCACCCGCGGGGUCAGCCUCCACCCCGAAGGGCGCGGGUCAGCCAAUGAUGUUACCUACCCCAACGCGAGGGGCGACCGCUGGCUGGAGCUCAGGCUGGCCGAGUUCGAAAACAACGACGAGAUGCUCACAGAGAGGGGGGUGAUCGUGGAUCUCCGUGAGGAGAAUGACAGCGUCCAGAAGAAAGGCCUCAUCAUUGGGGGCAUGGAGUUUAGGAGCAACUAGUUUCAGUGAAAAUACUCAUUUCA
Molecule: messenger RNA, 788 nt
Organism: Triticum dicoccoides
Lineage: Eukaryota; Viridiplantae; Streptophyta; Magnoliopsida; Poales; Poaceae
Product: F-box protein At2g02240-like
Exons: 3
Coding region: 163-765 (200 amino acids)
Source: RefSeq, a predicted model, not a curated record